UCCCCAUUGCUGAGCGUGCUCCCAUCUCCUCCUCCUCUCCUCAGGGCGAACCUGGUGGACCUGCAGAAGAAGCUGGAGGAGCUGGAGCUGGAUGAGCAGCAGAAGAAGCGCCUGGAAGCUUUCCUCACCCAGAAAGCCAAAGUGGGAGAGCUCAAGGACGAUGACUUUGAGAGGAUCUCCGAGCUGGGGGCUGGAAACGGCGGCGUGGUCACCAAAGUGCAGCACAAACCCUCAGGGCUCGUCAUGGCACGGAAGCUGAUUCACCUGGAAAUCAAACCUGCCAUCAGGAACCAGAUCAUCAGGGAGCUGCAGGUGCUGCACGAGUGUAACUCCCCCUACAUCGUGGGGUUCUACGGGGCCUUCUACAGCGACGGGGAGAUCUCCAUCUGCAUGGAGCACAUGGAUGGUGGCUCUUUGGAUCAAGUGUUGAAAGAAGCCAAAAGAAUUCCCGAGGAAAUCUUGGGCAAAGUCAGUAUAGCGGUUUUACGAGGCUUGGCGUAUCUGCGGGAGAAGCACCAGAUCAUGCACAGAGAUGUGAAGCCUUCCAACAUCCUGGUGAAUUCCCGAGGGGAGAUCAAGCUGUGUGAUUUCGGGGUCAGCGGGCAGCUCAUCGACUCCAUGGCCAACUCCUUUGUGGGAACUCGGUCCUACAUGUCUCCCGAGCGCUUGCAGGGCACUCACUACUCGGUGCAGUCGGACAUCUGGAGCAUGGGGCUGUCCCUGGUGGAGCUGUCGAUCGGAAGGUACCCAAUCCCCCCGCCAGACUCCAAGGAACUGGAAGCAAUAUUUGGCCGUCCUGUGGUGGACGGGGCGGAGGGAGAGUCCCACAGCGUCUCGCCGCGGGCCAGGCCCCCAGGACGCCCCGUCAGUGGCCACGGGAUGGACAGUCGGCCUGCCAUGGCCAUCUUUGAACUGCUGGAUUAUAUAGUUAAUGAGCCACCUCCCAAGCUGCCAAAUGGAGUUUUCACGCAAGAUUUCCAGGAGUUUGUAAAUAAAUGCUUAAUUAAGAACCCGGCGGAACGGGCAGAUCUGAAGAUGCUGAUGGUGAGUGAGGGGGGCAGAGAGAAUUUUCUUCCUGCAGGGGGGGUGGCACCAGCUCUGCCAACUGCUGCCCCUUGCCUCUGAUGAGCCUCUUGCUCCAAAGGCUGGAAACUCCCAGGGCUGAGCUUUAGGAUGAGCCAAAUGGAGGCAGGGAAGAGGGAGUGACUCACCCACCUUUGGUUCAAAGGCGCUGAUGGUAUCGGGGAACCACCCGCCUGUCCGGUGUCUGCUGAGGUGCCUGAGCCAAACCUGGCUCCUCACCCGGGCAGGUGGAUGUGAGUGAGGGCUGAAUCCGAGCUGGAAAUGGGUGCUCACAUCCCAG
Manacus vitellinus (golden-collared manakin) is the source of this 1363-nucleotide messenger RNA. RefSeq names its product mitogen-activated protein kinase kinase 2 (gene MAP2K2). Gene Ontology annotation, molecular function: ATP binding; protein kinase activity. The record is from RefSeq and is a predicted model, not a curated record. Lineage: Eukaryota; Metazoa; Chordata; Aves; Passeriformes; Pipridae. The transcript has 9 exons. The annotation marks the transcript as partial. Gene Ontology annotation, biological process: protein phosphorylation.